Priapulus caudatus is the source of this 994-nucleotide messenger RNA. RefSeq names its product oocyte zinc finger protein XlCOF6-like. The transcript is spliced from 3 exons. The annotation marks the transcript as partial. Lineage: Eukaryota; Metazoa; Priapulida; Priapulimorpha; Priapulimorphida; Priapulidae. The record is from RefSeq and is a predicted model, not a curated record. Gene Ontology annotation, biological process: regulation of cytokine production; regulation of immune system process; negative regulation of transcription by RNA polymerase II.
UGGACGCCCUCUACUGUUGUUCAACACCUUAAACUACGUGAGGCUCUUGUGUCUUUGCUAUUGGCCAUUUUUCGUGGUUUAGCUUGGUCGGCUGAUUCUCUAUUUAAAGCUUGGUUUACCACAAUGAGAACGUUAGCGAGAGCUCGAAACGAGGCAGAACUGAGCACCUGCGAUCUGUCUGAUGGAGCCUUCUCAUUCAGAUAUGCCACGUCCUGGAGGAGAGAAGUCCUACGCGUGUGGUGUGUGUAGAUACGCAGGCUCCAAGCUACGUUAUCUCAAGCAACAUGUUAUGCGCACUCACACAGCAGAGAAGCCAUAUGCAUGUGAGAGAUGUGAAUAUAAGUGUUCUACGUCUGAUAUGCUUAAGACACACAUGUACACUCACACGGGUGAAAAGCCAUAUGCGUGUGAUAUAUGUGAAUACAGGUGUAGGAGCUCCAGUAAUCUGAAGAAUCACAUGCGCACUCACACGGGAGAGAAGCCGUAUGCAUGCGAUAUAUGUGAAUACAAGUGUACGACCUCCAGUGAUCUCAAGAGACACAGGCGCACUCACACGGGAGAGAAGCCAUUUAUGUGCGAUAGUUGUGAAUACAGGUGCACGUCCUCCAGUUAUCUAAAGAAUCACAUGCGCACUCACACAGGAGAUGUGCCGCUUCCGAAAGAAAAGCCGUGCAUGUGCGAUAUAUGUGGAGCCAGGUUUACGAUCCUAAUUAAUCUCAAGAAACAUAUUAGCACUCACACGGGAGAGAAACCAUUUGCGUGUGACACGUGUGAAUACAGGUUUACGACCCCCGAUACUCUCAAGAAACACAUUCUCACUCACACUGGAGAGAAGCCGUAUGCGUGCGAUAUAUGUGAACACAGGUGUAGGAGCUGCAGUGAUCUCAAGAUACAUAUGCGCACUCACACAGGAGAGAAACCGUUUGCAUGUGAGAGAUGUGAAUAUAGGUGUUCUAGGUCUGGUACGCUUAAGAAACACAUGCGCACUCACACG